AUUUACCAUCCAUAUCCAUAAGCUUAGAUAGCAUUGCAUUGCAAGGGUAGAUUUUAUGUAAAAUGUUAAAAUGUAUUUUACUUUUUGUUUAUGAAUAAGAAUUUACCGAUUCCGUUUUGUGACGUCAGCGGGCGAUACCAACUGUCACAGUAGCUGCAGGGGGGUCAGAGUAGACAACACGGCAGUUCAACAUCUGAGAAAUAAACCCCGACUCGAACCGUCUAUUUCAUCGAAGGACGUAAAUUGCUUGUUUUAAAUCCGACACUUUGUACAUCUACCAAAUGUGUGCGUAACGUUGAAAUCGAGCAGUUUCUCUUCGCCCCCUGUUCCGUCCCUCCGCCGGGUGACGAGGACGUGCUCCGUGUUUGGAUCGUUUACAGUCGAGCGGAUGAGCGCUUCCGCCUUGGCUGCAGCCGAGCUGUCACAGCGGGAGGAUGAACAACCACAAAUGUAGCACCUUAUUUCAGAAACCAAGAGGAAGGACGAGGAUUAUACAAUGUAUUUACGUUGUGGGCUUCAUGGAUUUGUUCGGGGUGAGCAUGAUCAUCCCGCUGCUCAGCCAUCACGUGAAAGCUCUUGGAGCAAGUCCCACUGUGGCUGGUAUUGUAGGAUCUACUUACGGGAUCUUACAGCUCUUCUCAAGCACAAUAGUUGGCGGCUGGAGUGAUGUGGUGGGACGGCGGGACUCUCUGCUGACCUGUCUGCUGCUGAGCGCUCUGGGCUACGGCCUGCUCGGGAUGUCCACCAGCAUCGCUCUGUUUGUCCUCGCACGGAUACCUGUUGGGCUGUUCAAGCACUCCCUGUCCAUCUGCAGAGCCCUGCUGUCUGAUCUGGUGACUGAGUCAGAGCGCCCUCUGGUGAUGGGACACUUUAAUGCAGCCUCCAGCGUCGGCUUCAUCCUGGGUCCAGUGGUGGGAGGCUACCUCACAGAGCAUGAAGGCGGCUUUUAUACCUCCUCCUUUACCUGCGCGGUCAUAUUCCUUACUAACGCAGGGCUUGUAUGGAUGCUUCCAUGGAGUGAGACACUAAUAACCGGUAAUGACACAAACUCCAGCAACGACACAAGUAAACGUUGUCAUGACUGCAGUAAGUUUGUCCGCAAUGGGUCUCCUGCAAAUAAUCACCACCCAGCGGAGACUGACCCGGACACCAAAGCUCCAGGGAAGCACAGAGGUGGUCUCAGCUGGAGGGACGUGUCUCUGCUCCAGCCUGCCUGGAGACAGCUGUCCUCGGUGGGCUCCAAGAUCCACACAGUGGCCUCCUCAGACAUGUGGGACCUUUUCCUGGUGCGCCUUCUGAUGGCUAUAGCUAUCAUGCUUUACUACAGUAACUUUUCUCUGGCGAUGGAGGAGCGUUUCUCUGUUAAACCAAAGAUGACCGGUUAUCUGAUCAGCUACAGCAGCACUUUAGGGGCCCUGGGUGGGUUCCUGGUGGGGCCCGUCACCCAUCUGUAUGGGAACAACAUGCCAGCUCUCCUGCUUCAUUCCACGGUCCUCACCUCCUCACUUAUUUUCCUGUAUGCUGCUGCACCCAGUGUCUCGCAGGUAGUACUCACCUCCACGUUCUUUGCCAUCUCCACCAGUAUCGGACGGACGUGUAUCACAGACCUGGAGCUGCAGAGAGGAGGGGUCCAGGCCAGUGGGACUCUGAUCGGAGCCGGGCAGUCAGUCACAGCCGUCGGCAGAGUCCUGGCACCUCUCCUCUCAGGUCUGGCCCAGGAGUUCAGCCCUUGUGGCCCCCCCUUUCUGGGAGUGAUCUUAGCUCUUGCAGCUGUAGGUUUACUGCUCAUCAGGAUCCCCAAAUGGGACGGGAGAGGGAUGACAAAAAAUGCAAAACUCUGAUGAACUGAAUGUAAAUUCAAUGCAAAACAACCACUCGGAGAAGUGCUCUUUUUUUUAUUUGUAAAAGAGCAGUUGCAUAGUGGGAACGAUGUUUUCUCCCCAAAUGUGACGACAUCACAGGGUCUUAUUGGCUCCUCGCCAGCAGCACUGCAGCCUCUCUCUCUCUCUCUGGAGGAGCCACUAGAAACUCAAGCACUGUGCUGAGGUGAAGUCAGGGCCUUCCCCUUUGCUGAAGUCUGAUCAGACAGACACAUAAGGGCCUCGUGUUGGCACAUAAUACUUGGGACAGUUUGGAAACACACUUUUAUUUCUAAAAUCCCCUUUCACUCAGAAAUGUGUUUUUGUUAUGUUUAUUCCCCCCUAAAUGUCUGAACUUGACUAUACUGACUUGUAUCCGUGCGAAGUCACUAGAGAGGUUUUGUCACAUUCCUGUUCUGAAGGGGAAAUGUCUUCCCUAAAAUCUAAGAUUCAAAGCCAGAAAGGAAACCUGAAACCCCCAGUGCAGAUGAGACUUGACAAUACAGACAAGUAGCAAAAACACAUUAAUAUUGUAGCAAAUAUAAUUGUAUGUUUCACAACCACUAACACUAAAUAUGGCAGUUACAAGCUGCUGAAAGAUGCUCACUACACUUUUUGGUGUACAACAGACUCCUUGACUGAGUCCGGAGGCUCAAACAUGUAUGGCUGAACCUCUCUGAUAUUUCCUCUAAUAGAGAUAAUGGAUCAGACGCUAAACUACCGCUGCAGUCUGCAAACUGCUCUUUCACUGGUCAAAAAAAGUGUAAUCAAGUCUGAUGGGUGGGAUGGAGGCAAAAUAUAGAGUUUCUCAGUGAGUGAGAAGGAGUAGAUGUCCUUCCAGACCCUUUUUGGUACUUUUUAUGUGGGAAAACCAUGUUAAACUAUUUAUCAUAGAAUAUUUUCACAUCAUGCCUGGAGGGGGACUUUAACGUAAUCCUCUUACCACCACUUUGUCCAAAGUCUGUUAGUCUGCUGAUGACACACUACAAGUCAAAAUAACUUCUACUUAUUCACCAAAAUUCAGAUUUUUACAUUUCAGGUUUCACACAUUCAUGAAGGAGCUGAAAUGUUAGUUGCUGUGAGGAAAUCCUCAAGGUAGAGCACACUGUUAUAGUUUAGGAAUAGCCAAAUUGGCAUUCAUUAGUUUAAUACAUUAACUCAGUGCCAGUUGUUUCUCGAAAUGCACUGCAUCAAAAAUGGUUCGUACAGUGGUACAUGAGCAGAUGUUAGCGCUAGUUUCUGACUCUUGAAUUUUACAGUUGCAGAGAUUAGUUUAUUUAUCUUAGAUUAAGUUUGAAUUGUGAUUUAUGAGAUUAUUGUUUGGUUUUAGGUUAAGUUUGAGCACCACUGUUUUUUUUUUAAAUCCCAAAUACCACUUGGGUAGAAGUAAAGCUGUACGAGUUUGUGUAAAGCUGUGACAUGCUAGAUUCAUGCCAAAAUAACAAGGAAUAAACAAAGUUUUGUAUGUGAGUCUGGACUUUUUGAGU
This is a messenger RNA of Centropristis striata (black sea bass), 3346 nucleotides long. RefSeq names its product major facilitator superfamily domain containing 9 (gene slc67a2). Gene Ontology annotation, biological process: transmembrane transport. The transcript has 6 exons. Gene Ontology annotation, cellular component: membrane. Bases 435 to 1841 code for a protein of 468 amino acids. Gene Ontology annotation, molecular function: transmembrane transporter activity. The record is from RefSeq and is a predicted model, not a curated record. NCBI's taxonomy places the organism in Eukaryota, Metazoa, Chordata, Actinopteri, Perciformes, Serranidae.